AUGACAGAAAAAUCCAAUGGUGUGAAGAGCUCCCCAGCCAAUAACCACAACCAUCAUGCACCCCCUGCCAUCAAAGCCAAUGGCAAAGAUGAGCACAGGACCAGUAGCAGGCCUCAGUCUGCAGCCGAAGAUGAUACUUCCUCAGAGCUGCAGAGGCUGGCAGCCUUGGAGACCCCGCGGCGGGGGAGGGGUGGCUUUCGGAGGAUUGUACGCUUGGUGGGAGUUAUAAGAGAAUGGGCCAACAAGAAUUUCCGUGAGGAGGAAUCUAGGCCUGACUCAUUCCUUGAGCGCUUCCGUGGGCCUGAACUCCAGACUGUGACGACACAGCAGGGAGAUGGCAAAGGCGACAAGGACAGCGAGGGAAAGGCCACCAAGAAGAAAUUUGAGCUAUUUGUCUUGGAUCCUGCUGGGGACUGGUACUACCGCUGGCUCUUUUUCAUCGCCAUGCCUGUUUUCUACAACUGGUGCCUGUUGGUGGCCAGAGCUUGCUUCAGUGACCUCCAGAGGGGCUACUUCCUCGUGUGGUUGGUGCUGGACUACUUCUCAGAUGUAGUCUACAUCGCAGACCUCUUCAUCCGAUUGCGCACAGGUUUCCUAGAGCAGGGACUUCUGGUAAAAGAUACCAAGAAACUGCGAGACAACUAUAUCUACACCCUGCAGUUCAAGUUGGAUGUGGCUUCGAUUAUCCCCACGGACCUGAUCUACUUCGCUGUAGGAGUCCACAGCCCUGAGGUGCGCUUCAAUCGUUUGCUGCACUUUCCCCGAAUGUUCGAGUUCUUUGACCGCACGGAGACACGUACCAGCUACCCCAACAUCUUCCGCAUCAGCAACCUGGUCCUGUAUAUCUUGGUCAUUAUCCACUGGAAUGCUUGCAUCUAUUAUGCCAUCUCCAAGUCCAUUGGCUUUGGGGUGGACACCUGGGUUUACCCCAACAUCACUGACCCGGAGUAUGGCUACCUCACUAGGGAGUACAUCUACUGCCUUUACUGGUCUACGCUGACCCUCACCACCAUUGGGGAGACUCCACCACCUGUAAAAGAUGAAGAGUACUUGUUUGUCAUCUUUGACUUCCUGAUCGGUGUCCUCAUCUUUGCCACCAUCGUGGGAAAUGUAGGCUCCAUGAUCUCCAACAUGAAUGCCACACGGGCUGAGUUCCAGGCCAAGAUUGACGCCAUCAAACACUACAUGCAGUUCCGCAAGGUUAGUAAGGAGAUGGAAGCCAAGGUCAUUAGGUGGUUUGACUAUCUGUGGACUAAUAAGAAGUCAGUGGAUGAGCGGGAAGUUCUCAAGAACCUGCCAGCCAAGCUCAGGGCAGAGAUAGCCAUCAAUGUCCACCUGUCCACACUCAAGAAAGUGCGAAUCUUCCAGGACUGUGAGGCUGGCCUGCUGGUGGAGCUGGUGCUGAAGCUUCGUCCUCAGGUCUUCAGCCCCGGGGAUUACAUUUGCCGCAAGGGGGACAUUGGCAAGGAGAUGUACAUAAUCAAAGAGGGCAAGUUGGCAGUGGUGGCUGAUGAUGGAGUGACUCAGUAUGCCCUCCUCUUAGCUGGGAGCUGCUUUGGAGAGAUCAGCAUCCUGAACAUUAAGGGCAGCAAAAUGGGCAAUCGGCGCACGGCCAAUAUCCGCAGCCUGGGCUACUCAGACCUCUUCUGCUUGUCCAAGGAUGACCUCAUGGAAGCGGUGACUGAGUACCCUGAUGCCAAGAAGGUCUUAGAAGAGAGGGGCCGGGAGAUCCUAAUGAAGGAAGGGCUGCUGGACGAGAGUGAGGUGGCUGCCAGCAUGGAGGUAGAUGUGCAGGAGAAGCUAGAGCAGCUGGAGACCAACAUGGAGACUUUGUACACCCGCUUUGCCCGCCUGCUGGCUGAGUACACGGGGGCGCAGCAAAAGCUCAAGCAGCGCAUCACGGUCCUGGAGACCAAGAUGAGACACAGUGAGGACGAUGACCUGGCAGACGGGUUGGACAGCCCGGAGCCAGGAGGCGAUGUGCAGCCAUAA
Messenger RNA from Octodon degus (degu), 1992 nucleotides. RefSeq names its product cyclic nucleotide gated channel alpha 2 (gene Cnga2). NCBI's taxonomy places the organism in Eukaryota, Metazoa, Chordata, Mammalia, Rodentia, Octodontidae. Gene Ontology annotation, biological process: monoatomic cation transmembrane transport. The record is from RefSeq and is a predicted model, not a curated record. Gene Ontology annotation, cellular component: plasma membrane; intracellular cyclic nucleotide activated cation channel complex. The transcript has 6 exons. Gene Ontology annotation, molecular function: protein-containing complex binding; intracellularly cAMP-activated cation channel activity; intracellularly cGMP-activated cation channel activity. The coding region runs from base 1 to 1992 and encodes 663 amino acids.